Molecule: messenger RNA, 341 nt
Organism: Lytechinus variegatus (green sea urchin)
Lineage: Eukaryota; Metazoa; Echinodermata; Echinoidea; Temnopleuroida; Toxopneustidae
Exons: 2
Coding region: 27-341 (104 amino acids)
Source: RefSeq, a predicted model, not a curated record
ACCCGUGUAAAAACGGAGGAACCUGCAUGGAGGAUCGCGUAGGAUCGCAUCGUUGUCGGUGCUUGCUUGGCUAUGACGGAAGAACGUGUGAUUCCUUCGUCCAGAUCCUUACCAAUACUUUGGAUCAGAAACGAGUUAUUUUCGCCAACGUUACAGACCUAUCCUUCUCGAGUCUCUACUCUUUUGACAACGUCACAAUUGAAUACCUUGCCUACGACAGCAUUUGCGACACACUUUAUUUCUCGAGCGAAAUAGGAUACGAGCUCUUCGAGAUAAGGGUUGCCGUCGGAUACAACGAAUCUAGAAUUGUCUUUGGGGAAUUGCAGUGUAUGUAUAUUUGA